GAACGUCACGAGCAGGAAUCAGGAAGGUGUGUGAGUGUUUUUAUCGGGAUCAGGACUUUGCAAGGUGCUAUGUUUAUUAGUAACUUUGUUUAUCGGGACUACGACAACCUCGGAAAAAUGUAGGAGUUUAUACACUACUUCAAUAUGGGUCUUAGGGAGUCAAAACUUUGCUUCCUCCCUUAUGAGGAAGCGACGAAGAGAGUUACAGACGAUGAAAUGCAACGACUUAGACUGGCCUUCAAACGAUGUUCCGGUGUCAGUGGGUUUAUGCCCCAACCGGUGUUUACCCGUGAAGUUCUUGGUGAUGGUGUACCUAACAAAGUGGCUGAGCAAAUUUACACAGCGUUUGGUGGUACAAACAAGGGAAUGACAUUUCGCGAUUUGCUCUGUGGUCUUGUGCUUCUAACCCGGGGCACACGCGAAGAGAAGAUAAAAUUUAUUUUCAAUAUUUAUUCAACCGACGGAGCAUUCGUGUACAAAGAUAAUAUGGAAAGUUUGAUCCUUGCUUGUGAUGGAGGCAAUAUUCCUCAGCCGGUCGUGGAAUGCUUCUCUGAGUUUGAUAGACUACCAUUUGAGGAGUUUUCAAAGUGGCUUUUAAGAAAUCCAGAUGUGACUACGCUUACCAGAUGGUUGCUCAUUGUUAGUAAUGGUUGCAGUAUCCAGUUAACUGAUAGCAGUGAGACUCCAACAUUUUACCAGACACUUGCCAGUGUUACCCACUUACAAGAGGCAGAUAUUAUGGAGCUGGAGAAGAGAUAUUGGAUACUAAAGGCUGGAACAAAAACUGGAAAAUUUGAUCUGGAUACAUUCACACCACUAGUAUCACCACCCAUUCCAAAGUGUCUAUGUGAAGGAUUGUUUAAUGCUUUUGAUGAAAAUCAAGAUGGCCACAUUGAUUUUCGUGAGCUAGCAUGUGGAAUUUCCAAAUGUUGCAGGGGAUCCAAUGCUGAGAGGCAAAAAUUCUGCUUUAGGGUAUUUGAUGCUGAUGGAGAUGGCUUUCUGUCAAGAAGUGAAAUUGAAAUAAUGUGCAGAGGUUUAAUUGACAUCAGAAAGGAAAAUGCUGGAGAAAAGGAUACAAGUGCCAUCUGGGACAAGGAUGUGUCAUUGAUGGCAAUUGAAAUCCUGAGUGAUUGCAGCAAAGAUGAGGAUGGUCAAAUUAGCUUAGAAGAGUAUAAGGAGUGGGCAUCUACACAUAGAUUUUCCCAUCUGUUUCCCAAGUUAUUGGUCCAGGUAUGUCACAUUGUUUUGGGGCUUAGACCAAUCACUAGAGAAGUAGAACUUCAAGUUGUGAGAGGUUGGCUUGAGCGUGAGUACCAGCAUGACCUCAAUCCUGGUACCAUUUGGUAUCUUGUGGCUAUUUCUUGGUGGCGCAUAUGGAAAGAGUAUGUCAGUUAUCAGCCUUACAUCAGACGGUCAUCUACAGGGAAUCUUCGCAAGAAUGGUACAUUGCCAGCAAGAAUAAACCAAGUUCAUAAUGCCUCCUCUGGCAACCAAGGACAAGCUUGGAGUGGUGACUCUGCUUUAAAAACAAGAUCGUUGGGACGGCGUGAAUCUCAUCCAAUGUACAACCAGAGUAGUAAGGCAGUAAGUCCAACUGGGACAAUGAAUGGUCACUGUUCACAAGGAGCAGUAGCAUUAGGUACACAAGUGCCUGGUCCUGUUGAUAAUGUCCCACUUGUAGAACCUGAUACAAGAAAGGUCAUGAUUUUAACCGGCGAAGGAGGAAAGUUGAAGCGUAACAUUCCUUUAUGCAGAGGAAGGGACUUUGAGAUCAUACCAGAACCUGUUUGGAGAGCUCUUCAGCAGUGGUAUGGAGGUGGACCAGCUCUCCCAAGAACGGUCAUAACUCCUACAAAUGGUGAUCCAACCCCAGAAUUAGAGCUAUACCCAAUAAGUCUGCGACUGUUUCGACAUGCCCCUCCCCCUACAAGAGGUGGAAUUACAACAUGGACUGGGGUUGGAUUUGGAUUAAGUACGUUUGGUUUUGGUACCAGUUCUCUUACCACCCCUCAUGCCCCACCCAAAAGGUACCUGGCAUAUGUGGCAUCUUUUAGUCGGAUGAACACAUUACAACAGUUCGAAACAGAGAUAUGAGUUGGCCAGAAGAGAUGUCCUCCUUGGCAAACAACAGAAGUCUUAGGGAGAAACUCAAUUUAGAACCAACAGAAAAAGGAGCCACAGGCCUCAGUAACUUGGGUAACACCUGCUUUAUGAACUCUGCACUGCAGUGUCUCAGUAAUACCCAACCCCUGACACAGUACUUCACAACUAAGUGCCACUUAUAUGAACUUAAUAGGACCAACCCUCUUGGUAUGAAAGGGCACAUUGCACGUCGGUAUGGAGACCUUACUCAAGAUUUGUGGAGUGGCAGCUCCCGCAGCCUUGCUCCACUGAAACUCAGGUGGACAAUAGGAAGGUAUGCUCCAAGAUUUAAUGGAUUUCAGCAGCAUGACUCCCAGGAAUUCUUGUCAUUCCUCUUGGAUGGUUUACAUGAGGACUUAAACAGAGUUCAGCUCAAACCAUAUGUUGAACUUAAGGACAGUGAUGGUCGACCAGAUGAGGAAGUAGCACAUGAGGCAUGGGAUAAUCAUCUAAAGAGGAAUCAAUCAGUUGUGGUGGACCUGUUUCAAGGCCAACUCAAGUCUCAAGUCAGGUGUUUGGAGUGUGGCUAUGUCAGUGUUAGGUUUGACCCAUUCACUUUCCUCUCCUUGCCUCUCCCUAUGGACAACUCAAUAUAUGUUGAAGUUAUAGUUGUUCGACUGGAGGGGAAAACCCCUACAAAGUAUGGAUUGCUGUUGAAUAAUGAUGACAGAUACAAGGAUGUGAAAAGAGAACUGUCAAAAUACUGUGGGCUGGUGUGCUCACAGGUUCUCCUGGUUGAGAUAUUUGGGGCAUCUGUUAAGAGUCUCCCAUCAGAUGUACAGAAGAUUCGUACAGCGUUAGCUGGGAUACUCUAUGCUUAUGAGAUUCCACCUCCUACAAUCUCCUGUGAAAAUGAUUGUGUGGGACCCAAUCCUUCAGAGGAGGACAAGGUUAUAUGUAAUUCAUCUGUUGUAGAGUCUGAGGAGCGAGAAUUUUGUACUACAAAUAAGGAUACAAACUGUCAAACAGAUGGAACCAUUUUCAACACUGUUUCAAACAGUGAUAGAACUGAGAGGAAAGGAAGCAAAUCUUCUGGAACAAAUUCUGAAAACGGCUCAGAGGAAAGCGAAACCCGGCUUCGAGUCCAAGAAGAUUGGUUUGCGGAUGGAAAAAAGAACAAGAAGAAAGGUUCUUCUAGUCCAAUUAGGAGAUUGAGUCCAAAACUGCGAAAGAAAAUUAGCCCUAAGUUUGGGGCGGGAUUUAGUUUGACUGCAACAUUGAGGAAGUCGUCUUCAUCAUCAUCUUCAACAGAAUUAGCUGAAGGACAUUUUAAUACUAAUUCUGAUUCUGGCAUCAGUUUAAGUGUGGAAAAUUCUCCAAGUCACCAAACUGUUUCUUCACCUGUUAAUGUUAAUUCUGCUUCUGGACAUUCAAGUGUUUCGUCAACACCUACAACAGGACCUGCACCAUAUUUGGGCUAUUGUUUUAGUGGAUUUGUUGUUGCAAUGCACAGGAAAAUAAUUCGUUUAGAUGCAUAUUUCCUUUCACCACAAAAGAAUCGCCCCGGUUUGUUUGGAAUCCCUGUCAUCAUACCAUGCUCAUCUAAGACAAGACAGUGUGAGUUGUAUGAGGGAGUCUGGACUCAAGUGGCCAGGCUACUAAGCCCACCAGCACCAGGAGACACAAACUGUAAGGAUGGUGAUGCAGGGGACUAUCCGUUUGAGCUGCGGGCAGUUCAGAAGGACGGCCUCAUGUGUGCAUGGUGUCCAUGGUACAGGUUCUGCCAUGGCUGUGUCAUUAAGUGCAGUGAGCAGGAGUUUGGCAGUAGCAGUUCAUACAUAGCUAUAGAGUGGGAUCCAACUACACUGCAUCUCAGAUACCAGAGCUCACAGGAAAAAGUGUCAACAGAACACGAGAGUGUGGAGAGAAGCAGGAAACUGCAGACAGAACCUAUUGACUUGUAUGAAUGUUUCAGAGCGUUCACUAAAGAAGAGGAGUUAGGGGAAGAUGAGCUGUGGUAUUGCAACAAGUGUAAGAAACACAGAUUAGCAGUGAAGAAACUUGAUAUCUGGAGUCUCCCCCCAAUUUUGAUUAUUCACUUGAAGCGGUUUCAGUUCGUAAAUGGCCACUGGGUAAAGUCUAAUAAAGUUGUGCAGUUUCCCAUGGAAGGUUUCGAUCCUUCAGCCUUCCUGGCCAAGCGAUUUUUUCGCCCAAAUAGUGCAGGGAACUCAGAGUCAGGUGGAGUCACCACAGUAAAUGUCAAGAGCAGCGAGGAACCUGAACCCGAGGAGGAGCCUGGAGACAAGAAAGAGGAAGCGUCCCGCAAGGGUAGCGAGGAGUCGUCUUCCCAGAGUUCAUCUGGUGAACUGAGUUCCAGUCAGGUGGAACUAAACCAGACCAGCAAACCUCCUUCGCGCCAGUCCUCAUGUAUAAGCCUCAACUCAGCUAAAGUCCACCCUGAGGGGAUGCUGGAAAUGAAGCCUGUUGGCGAUGCCACCGCAAAUGCUACGAUCUCUGACGUCACGGAGCUAAAUUCUGUAGAUGAACAUAGAAGUGAAAGUGGCAGCAUGGCAGCGUUAAGGAGUGAAGGUUCACAGACAGAGACACCAACCUAUCGUAUUUAUGCUAUGUCGUGUCACACUGGAGUACUGGGAGGAGGGCACUACAUUUCAUACGCGCACAACCCAAAUAAAAGAUGGUACUGCUACAACGACAGUAGUUGCAAGGAGUGUGACAGCACCAAGCUACAAAAAGACUCACCCUACAUGCUGUUCUAUCAGCAAGACGGCAUGGACGAACGAGCGUUUCUUCCUAACUUCAGUGGCCAAACACCAGAUUCUGCAAGUGACGACGAGGAAUAUGAAAACGACGUGAAAAAACUUUGCAUCUUACAGUAAAACCCUAAAAAAUAUUCUGCACAGGAACAAAACUAAUUUAAAGACAAUUUUUCUAUUGAAACUUUUAUGGGAUGAACUCUUACGCAAAUGUAAAUUAUCAAAAAUGCUGUAAAUAUAUCGACAUAGAAAUUUUAUUUUUAAAUUCCCCUGGUAUCACACAAAUUAUGAAAGGAAUAAUAUUAGCGUACCCAUUAUUUGUUUGUGUGCUUUAAGCUCGUUGAAUUACUUUUUUCGAUGACAUUCUUCUGUGUCAAUGUGCGACAUUAAUUUUUUCCGGGAAGGGGGUCUGAGUAUUAUGGGAAAUUGAAUGAAAACUAAUUGUUUUUUCCCAUUUGGAAUGUUCUUACGUAAUCUACUUAAAGCCCUGUGUAUUUUAUAAAAAUGCACAGAAGACUUGAUUUAACGUUGAUACGAAUGAGAGCCGCUGUAGAUUUCUUCAUUAACUCUCAGUAAGGAGUUUAAAGAAAACCAUGACUGCAACGAGAACGUAGCAAAACGAAAGGUUUAAUGAGCAGAACAAUAACUUUGACCCUGCGUCUUAAAACGUUAUACAUUUUCAAGUCCUUCUCUCCAAGGUAACAGCGUUAAAUCGCCAAAUUUUGCGCACUCUGAGAAUGGGAACUCCGACAGUAAAGUAUUCACGUUUUUCCUUUAAACUCAACCCUACAUUCACAUGCUAUUCUGAAUGGAAGGUCUGACGACGUCGUAGCAGGCAAGCUACUCUCAAAAUUCUCAGGAGAAAUUAAAUAUUUAUUUCAAUCAACAUUUUCCCAGGCCUUACCGUUGUGACAUUUUAAACUCCCUUUUUCCAAGAUCCGUCUUUAUUAAGAGUGAAAGAAGACAGUGAGGUUUUCUUUUCAAAAGAAUAAGAGAUAGUGCGAAGCUCUAAAUAUACAAGGGGUCUUAUCAAGUGUUGUGACACGACACCAAAUUUCGUUUCAUGCAAAUAAACGUGAAAGUAAUUUUUUGCUCAGAUGGACAAACACGUGAAAGGGUAGAAAAACCAAAACGGAAUGAGCACACUUAAGGAUGGAGAAGAUAAACAUUUAUCUCAAAUGAUGGACUUAAAAAAUUGGCUUAUUUUGAAAAGUGCACAAACUGUUCUGAAACCCCUUCGAGAUUGUGUUCCAGCAAAGAAGUUGAAACAAUUCUCAAAACUUAGCAGUGCAGCAAAAUAGACAAAAGAAAGAAAGAUUAUUCAUAGCUAAGCUUAAAAUGACUGUUUAGGUGGCUGUAAAGAAAGUUUUUGGGAAUUUAGGUUUUAGGAUUUUUAAAGAUUUUUCUAAUUAGCGUUGUAAAACUUUACUUAAGUAAUCUUAAUAGCCCAUCUAAAUAACGGGAAAUUUUAAAAAGGGUACUGACGAUGAAAAGUACUUAAUGAGCAAACUGCUCAAAGAGCGAAAAAAUUAAGUGAUCAAGUCUUUAGCUUGAAGAAUUUUGUUGUCAAAAGCCAGUUGAGGACAUCAAAAGCUUCCAUUUUUCUCUCUCUUUUUCAAUUUUACGGGAAGUUUUAGUCAGUCACAUUAUUAUCUAGUGCACUACGGUCAGUGUCUCUUGAAAGACUGGAGAGAUUUUUAAAGUUGUCCAAAGCAGUCUGGGGACUCCAGAAAUGCAGUCUAUCCUACACUAAGGUUUAAAUCCUGCGAGUUAUCAGUGUUGAAUUGAGCAGUUUGGCAGAUGAAAUUUUUCCUCCUUCUUUUCAUAAACCUCCACAGUUUUCUGUUUACAAUCUGUUUGAGAUCUUUACAUGCAAAAUGUCGGUGUUUCCUGUUGAUGAAGUUCAUUAUACCUCUCGUAUGUUUGUACGUUACUACGCUCAGAACUCUUGUUUCUGUGUAGGAGCAAACGUGAUUAAUUUAGUGCCUUAAGACAAUAAAAGAUGCUUCUGUAAUUUU
Messenger RNA from Pocillopora damicornis (cauliflower coral), 6874 nucleotides. Its product is annotated as ubiquitin carboxyl-terminal hydrolase 32. Gene Ontology annotation, biological process: protein deubiquitination. NCBI's taxonomy places the organism in Eukaryota, Metazoa, Cnidaria, Anthozoa, Scleractinia, Pocilloporidae. Gene Ontology annotation, molecular function: cysteine-type deubiquitinase activity; calcium ion binding. Gene Ontology annotation, cellular component: Golgi apparatus. The record is from RefSeq and is a predicted model, not a curated record.